AGCGAAUGGAGGGCAAUGCGAGCUUGUUCAAACUGCAACACCACCACCACACCCACCCCUUGUCCCUGCUGAAUGGGUUCUUUUUUCUCUCCCUGCAGGACAUCCGAUCAGGACGAUGACGCCCAGUUCCCGACGUGUCCGCGCGCCCAAGGAAGGAGGGGUUUUGCUGUUGCUGUCGAGGUUGGGUUGACUGCCAACAACACGCGCCUCCCCCUCCGGAACCCCACUGCGCGCAUCUGCAUCUCCCUCGGGUAGCAUCCAUCGUCGCGAACGAAGGAGGGCGAUCCGACGCCACCAUUGGCGCCGCCGGCGUCUAGGCGUGUGGUCCGUUGGCAGUGGCCUCGUCUGAAGCCCUUCCUCCUCGAUCGCAGCUAGAUAGAAUGAUGGGCGCGGGUCGCGAUUGGCCAGAAUAGGCGCCAGCAGAACCGAUUGUCUCGUCAGGAGCCUGUACGGAUGGCAUCUCCUGUCGUCUGGGUGAUGUGUGCAGAGUUCUAGGUUGGGAGGGGUAUGUGUGUGUGUGCGGGCGGUAUUACCACCGCCCUGAGGCGAACUGAUGAGACUAGACGCGCUUUGCCGGCCCAACACGCGCGCCGAGCCAUGGGCGGCGAAUUGGAGGAGCGUCGACCUCCUCGAAGAGGAAAACUGGUGCGGUUUCUGGCGAGGGCUGUUGAGGGACCGGUGACAAGGGUGAGCAGCAGCUCGAGAGAUGGACUGGGACGUUACAAUCUUGGAUUCCGCCACCUCUCUCUCUCUCCCUCCCAGCGCAACAAAGCGGCCGCCAACCCUAAUGACAUGCUCCGCGCCUACAUGAACAGGAGACCCGUGCCCAGUGGUGUUCCGGGCUUCCGACCCACCCCUUUCCGAUUCUUUGACCCUUGCUCACACUCACCUUGUUGGGUGGGUGGUAACGCUGGGGGAGAGAGGGGAGCAGCUCAGCUAGGCAACAGUGAAAAGAGAGGUUAAGUCCGAGGCGGGAACUUGGAAACAAACCGCUGUCGAUUGCUGUGCCGCUUCCGAGUUGCAAC
Molecule: messenger RNA, 1025 nt
Organism: Gaeumannomyces tritici R3-111a-1
Lineage: Eukaryota; Fungi; Ascomycota; Sordariomycetes; Magnaporthales; Magnaporthaceae
Exons: 1
Coding region: 508-963 (151 amino acids)
Source: RefSeq, a predicted model, not a curated record